UUAGGGUUAGGGUUAUGCGCAAUGUUGUUGCUGUAGGAGCGUGGGACUCCAAGCGGCAGUAGAGAGCAAACAAACGUGCCUGCUUGAUCACUAUCAACACAGCGGAAAUCGACGCAGCACCCGCAUUGACAAUUCGGACACAUUCUGAUCAAGAGAGAGAUACAAGAACAACCACCAAGAAAAUACUCCUACUGUACGCACGGAGAGGCAACAAAACAGAACCCAACCAGGACGGUUCUAAUCAGGUGGACAGAGUGCUGUUCAAUAGAGAGGCCCAACUGAAGCAGCAGCUAUGCCAUUCCCCUUUGGCAAGUCCCACAAGUCUCCUGCAGACAUUGUGAAACACCUGAAGGACAGCAUGGCAGUACUAGAAAAACAAGACAUCUCAGAUAAAAAGGCAGAAAAGUCCAUUGGAGGUUUGCAUUGUUCUCAAGCCCCUCGCGCUUUACAAAACGGUGCCCCCGUGCGCCUUGCCACAAGGCGCAAUUCCUCUCCGCGCUGUGCGGAGGAAUUGCAGCGCGAGGACAAAACGAACGUUGCUAUGAGGCUGCCAUGGGCCAAGAGACUCUCCUUAACGGGGAGAGAGAAGAUGGAUAAAACAGCACUUCUAUCAGCAACAGAAGAAGUCUCAAAGAACUUGGUGGCCAUGAAGGAGAUCUUGUAUGGCACGAACGAGAAGGAGCCUCAGACAGAAGCAGUGGCUCAGCUGGCCCAGGAGCUGUAUAACAGCGGUCUCCUUAGCACACUAAUAGCAGAUUUGCAACUCAUUGACUUUGAGGGUAAAAAAGAUGUUGCUCAGAUUUUCAACAACAUUCUCCGAAGACAGAUUGGCACAAGGACCCCUACGGUAGAAUACAUUUGCACCCAGCAGAACAUACUUUUCAUGUUGUUAAAAGGAUACGAAUCUCCUGAAAUUGCUUUGAAUUGUGGUAUAAUGCUGAGGGAAUGCAUCAGACACGAGCCAUUGGCUAAAGUCAUACUGUGCUCUGAGCAGUUCUACGAUUUCUUCAGAUACGUGGAAUUGUCAACAUUCGAUAUCGCGUCUGAUGCGUUUGCCACGUUUAAAGAUUUACUUACAAGACACAAGCCACUGAGUGCAGAAUUCUUGGAACAACAUUAUGACAGAUUCUUUAGUGAAUAUGAGAAACUACUCCAUUCAGAAAACUACGUGACAAAAAGGCAGUCUCUGAAGUUGCUUGGAGAGCUCCUUUUAGAUCGACACAAUUUCACAAUUAUGACCAAGUACAUCAGCAAGCCAGAGAAUCUGAAAUUAAUGAUGAACCUUCUAAGAGACAAGAGUCGCAAUAUCCAGUUUGAGGCCUUCCACGUCUUCAAGGUGUUUGUAGCCAAUCCCAACAAGACCCAGCCCAUCUUAGAUAUUUUGCUGAAGAAUCAGACAAAACUUAUUGAGUUUCUUAGCAAGUUCCAGAACGACAGGACCGAAGAUGAACAAUUCAAUGAUGAAAAGACCUACUUGGUAAAACAAAUCAGGGAUUUGAAGAGACCAGCCCCACAGGAAGCAUAAACCUUCAUUAACCGAAACUACAACAGUAAAAUCAGCAACUACUGUUAGGUAUUGAACAUUAAGCACCCUUCAGUUCAUGAGGAGUAUUCAUGCUAAUCUGCUGUUCAGUGAACGGUUGUUUUUUUAUGUUAUUUUUGGGGGGGGUUCAAGAUAAAACUGCUGCUUUCUUGCACAUUCGAACACAAUGUGGACUUAUUACUGAAGUAUUUUGUCAUUCAGACAAUGCAAAACAACAUUUUUGCCUUUAUUGCUUUAUGGAAUUAUUUGCAGGUGAUGAGAUUUGACAAUAUAUAAAUUGAACUGUUUUAAUUUUGUUUAUUUUUAUUUAACACAUUUUCAAAAAGUAGCGAGAGUAGUGAUUUUUGCAUUUCAUUACAGAAGUUUGCUGGUUUCCUUUGUACAUAACUCCUUAGACAGCUCAUUUCUGCUUAAGAUAUGAAUUAAUUUGUACAGCAGAGAAUGUUAUUGUAUUAGUAUGUAACUAUUAACCUAAUAUUGAGUUUUUUUUGUUUGUUUUUUUCCAAAUGACUGCGCAUGUAUGAUAUUUUUGCAGAUCACAAUAAUGCUGAUUUACCUGCAAAGUAUUAAAAGAAAGUGCCAUCACUCCGGACAGGUUAAUAUUAACUAAAACCUCAUCGACCUGGAUUCUAACCAAGCCCAACUGAAGCCGAUUCAUUUAGUAUACUUUUUUUGUAUGAUUUUAAUUGGCCUUAAAAUAAAUGUCAAGUUCUCCAGUAAUAAACAA
Messenger RNA from Acipenser ruthenus (sterlet), 2270 nucleotides. RefSeq names its product calcium-binding protein 39-like. The record is from RefSeq and is a predicted model, not a curated record. Gene Ontology annotation, molecular function: protein serine/threonine kinase activator activity. Bases 293 to 1525 code for a protein of 410 amino acids. NCBI's taxonomy places the organism in Eukaryota, Metazoa, Chordata, Actinopteri, Acipenseriformes, Acipenseridae. Gene Ontology annotation, biological process: intracellular signal transduction. The transcript is spliced from 10 exons.